This is a messenger RNA of Sinocyclocheilus anshuiensis, 3007 nucleotides long. It is a transcript of the gene sh3kbp1, whose product is annotated as SH3-domain kinase binding protein 1. Gene Ontology annotation, biological process: cell migration; actin filament organization. NCBI's taxonomy places the organism in Eukaryota, Metazoa, Chordata, Actinopteri, Cypriniformes, Cyprinidae. The transcript has 19 exons. Gene Ontology annotation, molecular function: protein binding. The record is from RefSeq and is a predicted model, not a curated record. The coding region runs from base 341 to 2299 and encodes 652 amino acids.
UCUCGCGAGAACUUUCGGUUCAUGAGCGCAGUGACGGCAAGCUGGGGUUCGUAAAGCGACGGAGGCAAAACUGUAGUGAAGCGCCUUUACGGCUGGGGCAACAUCCACAUCAUCUCUUCCCCCUCUGCAUAGUUGCCCCUGCUCUUUUUUGCUCCUUUUAAUGAGGGACAGAAUAAUCUGUAGGAAAUAUGCUUAGACGCCGCGUUCCACUUUAAUUUUAAGUGAUCAUUUGCAGUAUUUCCGACCCGGGGGCUGCAUCUCCCGAAAGUAGCGGAUUUCUGUCUUUUUCUCUUCAUUGAAAAACAUCCUACACAAACACGCCGCGUAAACAAGUUCAUAAAUGGUGGAAGCCAUUGUGGAGUUUGAUUACCAGGCCCAGCACGAUGACGAGUUGACCAUCGCUGUCGGUGACAUCAUCAGUAACAUCAGGAAGAAUGAGGGCGGCUGGUGGGAAGGAGAGCUGGACGGUCAGAGGGGGCUCUUCCCCGACAACUUUGUCAGAGAGAUAAAGAAAGACUCGAAAAAAGAGGUGAAGAAGGAGUCCAGUUUGGCCGGAUCCAAAUCAGACCUGUCCAAUGGCAGUGCCAGCCCAAAAUCAGAACCCAGCCUCAGAUCCACCAAGAAAGAUAGAGAUGUUGGCUUCCAAAGGAAAAGUGAAGCAUUCAGAAAAAGGCGUUGCAAAGCUGUCUUUAGCUACACUCCGCAGAAUGAAGAUGAGCUAGAACUGAAGAUCGGAGAUGUUAUUGAGGUUCUGGGAGAGGUGGAGGAGGGAUGGUGGGAAGGCACUCUCAGUGGCAGAACUGGGAUGUUCCCCUCUAACUUCACCAAGGAGCUGUUGGCCGAGGCUGAGGAUCUGACCCCACAGGAUGACACACGGAGCACACAAACCAGCAUAAAGGACAGCACCGGCUCAGAGAGUGAUGGCGGCGACUCCAGUAGUUUAAGGUCUGACACUGGCAGUGUGUCCUCCAGGUCUGAGAUUCAGCCCAAAAAGGUUCGGGGGUUCGGCUUCGGGGACAUCUUCAAAGACCAGCCCAUCAAGCUCCGCCCACGAUCUCUGGACAUGGACAGUGAGGCAGAGAAGCCUCCAAUGGUGAAGAAAGUCGCUCUAGCUGUUGCCCAGGAAACCAUGAAGGCGGAGCCUGAGAACAAGGCCAAAGCAAAGGAGCUUUGCAAAGUAAUUUUCCCGUACGAAGCUCAGAACGAUGAUGAGCUGUCAAUCAAAGAGGGAGAUAUCGUAACGGUUAUCAAUAAGGACUGUGCAGACACUGGUUGGUGGCUUGGAGAGCUGAACGGCAAACAGGGAGUGUUUCCAGACAACUUUGUGAAGUUAUUCAUUCCUGAGGUAGAAAAAGAGAGACCUAAGAAACCUCCUCCACCUGCAGCACCAACCACUAAACAGAUCACAGACAAAAAGACAGAGGCUAAAAGGGUUCCACCAGAACGGCCUGAAUCUCUCCCACACAGAGCUGAGGAAAAAGGCGAGGAGUCGAAGCUGGGUGAGACUGCAAAGCCGUCCUUCCCAGCUGCCCUCCCAAAGAAGCCUCUCCCCCCAAAGAACAACAACUCAUUGAAUCGACCGUCAUCGCUACCACCCAAACGCCCAGACAGACCUGAGAGACCAGCUGUGCCCAAUAUACCGUGUGACAGUCCAAAGUCUGACGGCAGUGGUGUGGCAGCUGACCGAGGCUCUGCAGACAAAUCCGUAGAUAUCGAUGUAGAAGACUUCGACUCCAUCGUCUUAUCCACAGAGAAGCUGAACCACCCGACCACGUCACGGCCCCGUGUGACGGACCGACGGCCACGAUCGCAGAUCUUCACAUCUUUCUCUCUCUCUAGUCCUGACCUCCUGGACUCCCCAUCUCCAGAGGAGGAGAGGAGAGACAAGGAGAUGGGAAAGGAGGAGCAGGACUCAUUCACUCCCAAAACUCUUGACAACUCCAAGAAGAUGCCCAAGGCAGUGCCAGUCAUAACAGCUCCUGAAAAAUCAUCUUUGCCCCCUAAGCCCAGUGCCCCUCCAUCAUCUUCUGGGUCCAGUGGGGCUUCUCUCCACCAGGGCAGCGCUGGUCUGCGGCCCCAUUCCCCUUCGGUUGAUGCCAGAGUGAAGAACGAACAGGGUACCUCCACGCUGGAGGAGCUCAGAGCACAAUUACGAGACCUGAAAGGAACUGUGGAGCUCAUGAAGAGCCAGCACAAACAAGAAAUCAAACAGCUGGUGAGCGAACUGGAUGAGGAGAAGAGGAUUCGUAUAUCACUGCAGAUGGAAGUGGAGCAGAUUAAGAAAUCCCUGUCCAAAUGAACUCAAGCAUGUUGGAUGUAUCAGAUGAAGGAUCAGGCUGAGGUUCCACACCACAGCCCAAGUAGACUGUGCCAAAAAAAGAACAAUGUAUCAGAACAACUGCUUAAAGAAAAUAACUGUUUACCCCCCCCCAUUCACUUGUACUCUUUCUGCUUUCGUUUUUUUAAGAAGCUUUUUUUGCGUGUUGUGCUCAGACUGGCCGCUGACUCACAGACCCGUUGCCCGGGUGUGGCCUUACUGUGGGUCAUGUGAUUAAAGGGUGCCGACAACCCACACCUGGAGACAGGUGAUAGCAGUUGCCAUGGGGAUUAGCUGGUCUCCUGCACAACUGACACAGUUACCCCAUCAUCACCCUCUCUGGUACUGCCUCUGAACGCUAGUCAGAGAACACAUCAAAUGAAGGAGAAACCAGUGCGUUAAAUACUGAUCACCUUAAGUUCUUUUCUUUUGACUUGGACGCCUUCUGUUAUUUUCUUUAUAUGCAAAGGUGGAUUUAAUUUCACACUGCUUGCGGUUUCCACAGCAACCCCACAUUGAGGCCUUGUUUAUUUGAAGCGUUCCGAACUUUUCUGUCUUUCCUAUUUCUUUUACGUUGUUGAUGACAAUGAGAAAACUUAUGUUUUGUUUUCUUGACUCGGUUAUUUCUUUGAAAUCUUCUAUAUAUACUUUUAUAUUUUAAUGUACUAAAUGCAAUUGUGUGCAGAUUUU